Stegodyphus dumicola is the source of this 987-nucleotide messenger RNA. RefSeq names its product thymidylate kinase. Gene Ontology annotation, molecular function: dTMP kinase activity; ATP binding; nucleoside diphosphate kinase activity. Gene Ontology annotation, cellular component: cytosol; mitochondrion; nucleus. Gene Ontology annotation, biological process: dTTP biosynthetic process; dTDP biosynthetic process; dUDP biosynthetic process. NCBI's taxonomy places the organism in Eukaryota, Metazoa, Arthropoda, Arachnida, Araneae, Eresidae. The record is from RefSeq and is a predicted model, not a curated record.
AGCCGUCCGCGGAACCGGCAACAAAGACAUCAGUAUGUUUUGAGACGCUAAUUAUGUUUUAUCAAUGUUAGUGGGCAAGCGGAGUCAGCUAUAAAGUAUCUCAGUUUUACUCUAAAAAGCGGAAUUCGCGCCCUUUUUAUUUUUAACCGGUAUUGCAGUUAUGCUACGCAGAGGUGCUUUGAUUGUUUUGGAAGGUUGUGAUCGUGUAGGCAAGUCCACCCAUGCUAAACUGCUAUAUGAAGCUCUAAAAGAAGAAGGUCUGAAAGUAGAAGCAAUUCAGUUUCCAGAUCGUUCUACAGUAAUAGGAAACAUUAUUGAUAAAUACCUAGAAGGAUCACAAGAAUUGGAAGAUCAUGCAAUACAUUUAUUAUUUUCAGCUAAUAGAUGGGAACAAGUCCCUAAAAUGCUUCGUCUUUUAAAUUCUGGUGUCAGUUUGAUAGUUGAUCGUUAUGCUUAUUCUGGUGUAGCUUUUUCUUAUGCUAAAAAGGGUUUAAAUUUUUCAUGGUGUAAACAAUCAGAUGUAGGUUUGCCAAAACCUGACUUGGUACUUUAUCUUGAUCUGUCACCUGAAGCUAUGGCUGCCAGAAGUGGUUUUGGUGAAGAGAGAUAUGAGAAAGAAGAAUUUCAAAAUGAGGUCAGAAAAGUGUAUGGACUAUUACGUGAAGAUAACUGGAAGGUUAUUAAUACGGAAAGAGAAUUAAAUGAAGUGCAAGAAGAAAUAAAGAAGCAUACUAAGGAUACAAUUAGUAACAUCACUAGUUCUACUUGUGAUACAUUAUGGACUGAUAAUUUUGAGACCUAUGUGUGAUUACUUAAAAAAUUAUGCAUAAAACCUUUACAAUAAGUUGUAUUGGUUUUCGUACAUUUAUCUAGUUUACAUUCUAUGUCAUCAUUGUGGCUUUUCAAGUUGUCUAGUUUUUAUUUCAUUUUAUUUUUAUUGUACAAUUUUACGAAGCAUUUUACAAUUAAAGUUUUUAUAUUUUUUUA